Messenger RNA from Arvicanthis niloticus (Nile rat), 1829 nucleotides. RefSeq names its product stabilizer of axonemal microtubules 1 (gene Saxo1). The record is from RefSeq and is a predicted model, not a curated record. Gene Ontology annotation, molecular function: microtubule binding. Lineage: Eukaryota; Metazoa; Chordata; Mammalia; Rodentia; Muridae. Gene Ontology annotation, cellular component: sperm flagellum; centriole; ciliary basal body.
GGCUUGCAGGGUCCAGGCUGCUGGUGGGAGGUGCGUGCUUCCCAGCGGCCGCGGUGGGGGCAGCUUGCAGGCCUGAGCUGUCCUGGCUUGCCGUCUGUGCUCAGUGUUGCUUGUUUGCCCAAGGCUAGCCUCAGGAAGGGAAUAGACUACAGAAUUUUGCAAAAGGGCUACCUAAGUUUUCUUCGGAGCAAAACAGCAUCGGUCAAGGCACUCGAGAAGUGUGAUCGUUGUCCCAGGCAGCUGGGAUCCUCCAGGGGUCUGCGGUGGUGGAAGGUCCAAGGUGAAGGAUGGGGAAGAGGACUUGCAUCUGCAAUCUGUGCUCCUGCGGGCGGCAUCGCUGUCCACAUCUUCCUACGAAGAUUUAUGAUAAAACAGAGAAACCAUGUCUUCUCUCCGAGUACACCGAGAAAUAUCCAAUCUAUGAGUCUUACCUGCCUAGAAAUUCCUUCAAGCCCAAGGGGGCCUACCGGAAAGCAUCUGUACCAAUGGAAGGCCUGACUACAUCCAAGAGAGAUUUUGCGCUUCACAAAAUGCUACCUGUGCAGUUCCACCAGCCGGAUGCAUACGUUCCGGGUCCAGAGACUAUGGAUUUACUCACAACAUAUAAACAUGAUUUUAACUACCUCCCUACCUGUCCAGUUGGCCUCAUCAAACCUCGGGACAGCAAAUUUCUGCGUGGUGACAAGAUAAUACAGUAUCUGCCUACCUACAAAGUUGAUUAUUUACCCUGGAACCAGCCAAGACGGGAGCUUCUUCGUCCUCCACACAAGUACCGGCCAGAGUCUGCCAAGUUUGAAAACAGAACUACACAUCAGGAUGACUAUACCAUGAAAGGCCUUGUGACUACUGAGAGCUGUAAGCCUCUAGUCAAGCCAAAGCACUACAACAUCCCCUUGGAGGAUCUGACUAACUACAAGAUGAGUUAUGUGCCCCACCCUGUGGAAAAGCGAUUCGUUAAAGAGGCAGACAAAUUUAUACCCUGUGAUAUCCCCUUUGAGAACCUGACCACUCAUAAAGAGUCCUACCGAGGCCUCCUAGGGGAGCCUGCCAAGACCACAAAACCUCCACCGAAGUUUCCUGUGCACGAUGCACCUUUCUCGAACAUCACUGAGGUUCAGGAGAAAUUCCAAGCUUGGCCAACGACCCAGAGAGUCUCCAAAGCUCCCGCUGUGUAUGUCCCUCCUGAGGAGAAGAUGGAUCUUCUGACAACUGUGCAGACCCAUUACAAACACCUCAAGGGUAGCCCUGCCAUCACUUGCCGACCUGUGCUUUCCAUUAAGAAGAGCGGCCACUUUGAAAGCUCCACCACCUCCAAGGAUGACUUCAAACAGUGGGCGGCAGUGAAUACAAAGCCAAUCAAACCCGUUCUCCAUCUGAACUUGCCCGUUGAGCCUUUGGACUGUCAGACCACCACUAAGACGUGCUACGUGGCUCAUCCGCCUAUCAUUACUGAAAACUACAAGCCUGCCUGGGUUGGCCCUCGAAGAAACAUCCCUGUAGAGGGUCAGACUACUUACUCCAUCAGCUUUACUCCCAAGGAUUUGGGCAAGUGCCCAGCAUCAUACUUAGAUCCCCCAGGCUAUAUCUUUGAGGAAGUGGAUAAUAUGGGGCACAAGAUAUAUAGGUCAAUUUCUCAGACAGGUUCUAGGCAGAACAGCUCUAUUUCUAUACAUGAUACAGAAAAGCCUGUUCAGAAGCAACUAGAAGUGUCAGCCUGACUUUGGAAAAAACCUUUAAAACCUGCAAAAUUCCUUUAAAAGCAGACAACUAAAAAUUAUCCAUUGAAGAAGAAUUUCCCAAAAUGAAAAAAAAAUUAAAAUACCUACCUC